AUGGCAGAAAAGGAGCAGCUUUCAGAAGCGCUGGAGCGCCUAGAAAGAGACAUCGAUAAGGAGGUCACAAAGUUGAAAUACUACAUGGAGCCAGCCGACGAGCUUAUUGAAAAUAACGAUUACUUAGAGAUGGAGAUCGCCGUAAAACAAGGGACUCAAAUAAUCAGCAAAAUUACGGAUCUUAUUUCACAACUGGAAGGCUUGAAGCUGGACUUUGGAGCUUCGGCGCGAGACGUUCGACAGUGGAAGAAGGACAAGAAGAACGAGUUUGCUCCCUUUGUGCAGGAAAGAGACAAAAUUUCCGAAUUAUUGUCAACUAAACAAAGACAAAGGGACGAGGAAAUCGAGAAGCAGAAUUGGGAGGCCAAACGGGAGCGUGAGGAACGCGUCACGCGAGAACGACAACAACGAGAAAAGGAAUUCUGGGAGGAGAAGUUCAGAGCCGAGUUGCGUGUGGCAGAGCAAAAGUUGGAGAUGGAAACUGCCGCGAAGGCUACUCACGCAAAGCUUCCUAAGUUAAGAAUUACACCUUUCAAGGGCACAUCAUCGGAUUGGGUCCGAUUUGAAAAUAUGUUUGUCACGCAAGUCCAUAGUCGACCAGUUCCAGACGAAGAGAAAUUUGGCUACUUGUUAGAGAUGGUCGUACCCAAGGUAAGAGAGAAAAUUUCUAACCUUAAACCAGGUACCUUGGGGUACAAAACUGCAUGGCAGAGAUUACAAAAGGAAUACGGGCAAACUAAGCUUGUUGUGAACGCCCACAUGGACGAAAUCAUAAACUUGACACCAGUAAAAGGGAGCAGUUUCGAGAAAGUAAGAGAGUUCUAUGAAGUGCUAAGCAAAAAUUACGACGCCUUACAAACCCUGGGGGAGGCUGA
Molecule: messenger RNA, 875 nt
Organism: Porites lobata
Lineage: Eukaryota; Metazoa; Cnidaria; Anthozoa; Scleractinia; Poritidae
Source: the annotation of a GenBank genome assembly